UGGCUGAUGCAAUAUUAUUUGAAAACAUGAAACAUAGAAAUCACUCUUUCUUCUCAACUAAUUUGAUAUGAUUGAUUAUGAAAGUAAAGAAAAAUGCCUCAAGUAGGCUAUGUUGUAUUGUUUUAAUAAACAUAACAAUAUUUGAGCAAAAAGUUCAUAAAAUUAUAUUGAUACACAUAACUUUUAAACGCCAAAUCCUACAAAAAUAUACUCACAAAGCCAGUUCACUAAUUCUAAUUAGUUUCUAGAUUGUCUGAUAGGUUAUGUCAGAAAUUGAAUGAAAAAAAAAAUGUUUAAGGUCACUAAAAAGCCUCGCCUUAAGUGCCCAAUAUGUAGAAAAAUGUUUUCAACUCUAUCAACAAUGAAGUGUCAUAUAUAUUUACACACAGAUGAGCGUCCCUUUAGAUGUUUGACAUGUGAGAAAACAUUUACUAGUCUAAUUCAAGUAAAGAAUCAUUUGUUGACUCAUUCUGAUAAGCGUCCUUAUAAGUGCACUACAUGUGGAAAAUCAUUCCAAACCAAAAUAAAUAUGAAGAGACAUACAUUAGUACACACAGGAGAGAGGCCUCAUAAGUGCACUAUAUGUGGAAAAUCAUUCCAAACCAGUGGCAGUAUGAAGAUGCAUACAUUAGUACACACCGGAGAGAGACCUCAUAAGUGCACUACAUGUGGAAAAUCAUUCCAAACCAAAAUGGAUAUGAAGAGACAUACAUUAGUACACUCCGGAGAGCGACCUCAUAAGUGCACUACAUGUGGAAAAUCAUUCCAAACCAGUGGCAAUAUGAAGAUGCAUACAUUAGUACACACCAGAGAGAGACCUUAUAAGUGCACUAUAUGUGGAAAAUCAUUCCAAACCAGUGGCAAUAUGAAGAUGCAUACAUUAGUACACACCGGAGAGCGACCUCAUAAGUGCACUACAUGUGGAAAAUCAUUCCAAACCAAAGAGCAUAUGAAGAGACAUACAUUAGUACACACCGGAGAGAGACCUCAUAAGUGUACUACAUGUGGAAAAUCCUUCCAAACCAGGAGCAGUAUGGAGAUUCAUACAUUAGUACACACCGGAGAGAGACCUCAUAAGUGUACUACAUGUGGAAAAUCCUUCCAAACCAAAAAGAAUAUCAACAGUCACACAUUAGUACACACCGGAGAGAGACCUCAUAAGUGUACUACAUGUGGAAAAUCAUUCCAAACCAGGAGCAGUAUGAAGAGACAUACAUUAGUACACACCGGAGAGAGACCACAAAGUGCACUUCAUGUGGAAAAUCCUUCACAACCAACAGGAAAAUGAAGUAACAUACAGUAGUACACUCUGGAGAAAGACCUCAUAACUGCACUACAUGUGGCAAAUCCUUCCAAACCAGGAGCAGUAUGAAGAUUCAUACAUUAGUACACACCGGAGAGAGACCUCAUAGAUGCACUACAUGUGGAAAAUCCUUUCAAACCAGUGGCAGUAUGAAGGAACAUACAUUAGUACACACAGGAGAGAGACCUCAUAGAUGCUCUACAUGUGGAAAAUCCUUCCAAACCAGGAGUAGUAUGAAGAAACAUACAUUAGUACACACCGGAGAGAGACCUCAUAACUGUACUACAUGUGGAAAAUCAUUCAAAACCAGGGGCCAUAUGAAGAAACAUACAUUAGUACACACCGGAGAGAGACCACAUAAGUGCACUGCAUGUGGAAAAUCCUUUACAACCAUUUACCAUAUGAAGAGACAUACAUUAGUACACACAGGAGAGAGACCACAAAGUGCACUUCAUGUGUAAAAUCCUUCACAACCAGUGGCAGUAUGAAGAGACAUUCAUUAGUACACACUGGAGAGAGACCACAAAGUGCACUACAUGUGGAAAAUCCUUCACAACCAACAGGAAAAUGAAGUAACAUACAUUAGUACACACCGGAGAGUGACCGCUUAAGCACUACAUGUGGAAAAUCCUUCACAACACAACCAGUAGCCAAAUUAAGAAACAUACGUUAGUACACACCAGAGAGAGACUUCUUAAGUGCACUACAUGUAGAAAAUCCUUCACAACACAACCAGUAACCAAAUGAAGAAACAUACAUUAGUACACACUGGAGAGACACCACAAAGUGCACUACAUGUGGAAAAUCCUUCACAAUCAACAGGAAAAUGAAGAAACAUACAUCAGUACACACUGGAGAGAGACCACAUAAGUGCACUACAUGUGGAAAAUCAUUCAAAAGCAGUUGCAGUAUGAAGAGACAUUCAUUAGUACACUCUGGAGAGAGAGCACAAAGUGCACUACAUGUGGAAAAUCCUUCACAACCAACAGGAAAAUGAAGAAACAUACAUUAGUACACACCGGAGAGUGACCGCAUAAGCACUACAUGUGGAAAAUCCUUCACAACACAACCAGUAGCCAAAUGAAGAAACAUACAUUAGUACACACCGGAGAGAGACCUCAUAAGCACUACAUGUGGAAAAUCCUUCACAACACAACCAGUAUCCAUAAGAAGAAACAUACAUUAGUACACACCGGAGAGAGACCUCAUAAGUGUACUACAUGUGGAAAAUCCUUUACAACCAGUGGCAAUAUGAAGAAACAUACGUUAGUACACACCGGAGAGAGACCACAAAGUGCACUUCAUGUGGAAAAUCCUUAACAACCAAAAGGAAAAUGAAGAAACAUUCAUUUACACAGGAGAGUUAUCCCAUAAGUGUACUGAAUGAAGAAAUUCCUUUGCAUACCAAAACUAUAUAAAGAAACGUUCGUUAGUUCAUACUAGAGAGCAAUCUAAAAGCAGACCGGUAGUUAGUAUGUGACUAGUGUACCUGAUGCUCAAUUUCGAGCAAUUGCGAAGUAUAACAGGCGUUAUUUUAAAACCAAUAACAGUCAUAAUUUCUGAUGACUUUAAAAUAGGCGGCUCAAAGAUUAUGGAAAUACUCACGGUGUACAUAACAGUUCAAUAUAAUCAACAUUUCUUGCAUAUAUAUUAUCAUUUUUCAAAAGCUGAUCUGAUUUUUUAGUGUUUUCUACAAAUGUUCCCAUUUUAUAGCCGCAUUAAGCUGUCCAUAAUACAAAUUCUAAAAAAAAAAACAUUAUUUCUAUUCCUUCUACUUGGUGGUAUUCUAUGACUCUCCUAUGUUUCGAUAGUUUGCAAAUCGGCUCUUUCAAUGAUUGCUCAAAAUACCCCCACUGCAGGAAACCUGCCGACUAAGCGAAUUUCUAUUUGCAUGGAUUGAUAUUCAAUUAAUCGAUUAAAAUAAAAUUUAUGUUUAACGAGUACCUAGGUUAGCUGUUACAGGGAAACUAAUAAACUAAUAAAAAUAUCAAUAGCUUAGUAUGAAAUAAAUAAAUCCGCAAAGUUUGAUCAAAAUAUAUCCAUAAACAAGCCAACUACAACAUUUUACAGUAUUCUCCAUAUGAAUAAUAUGGGAAUUUUAAAUUAAUAAUUUGUUAUUUUUCUUGGUAACCAAUCACCGUACAAAAACACUUUGAUAUACUAAAUUAUUUGUUUUUUUUAAGCUCUUUAAUGAGGUCUGGAGAAAAAUUGAUAAAUUUUGUGUUUUAAGGGUAAAAAAUUAGAAAAGCCCAUUUUUACCCCAAGUAAAACCCCCCGUUAAACCUGGUUCCCAUGGUCCGAUCAUACUGGCUCGCGAACUCAUUCAAGUUUAUUCCGCCUUACACCUUCAAACCAAAUGUUAUCAAAAUCGGACAAAACUUACUCAAGUUAUCGUCAAAAACUGAAUUCAGGCAUCACCUAAAAUACCAUGGACAUAUUUUAAUGAAAUUUUGUUAACUUCAUACUAAGCUAUCGAUAUUUCAAUAAAAAAACCCCUAUUUUCUUCCCUGUAGCAGCAAACCUAAGUACUCGUUUAAAUUUAUGAUAUUUAAAUAGGAAAUAAAUCUGACAAUUUUAAGGGAAUAAUUUAGUGGAAUUCCACUCACCUAGAUAAAAAUUGGCUUAGUCUGCAGGUUUGCUGCGGCGGGGGUAUUGUGUUUUCAUAUUAUGUUUAAUUAAUAUUUGUACUUUUCUAAGAUGCCUUGAAGAGAUCGUGCACGCAAUGAAAAUAAUAGGGAUAUGAUGAAAAAAAUUGUUUUCACCCUUAUAAACUAUGUAGAUAUUAAAUAUAUAAUGGAUUUUGAAGUCACAAAGUGACCUAGGUUGCUAGUACAGUAGACUCCCUCUUAUCCGGACUCCUCGGGAUCAAGGCCAGUCCGGAUAAAAUUUUUUCCAGUUAAACUGACGUCCCCAAAAAUUAGUUAAAACGGACCGUCUUAAUGCAUACUGUAUACAGUAUUUGACUGAAAUUUAGGAGAGCAUUGUAUUUAGACACGCGAUCACUGGUCUCAAAUCUUUCCCACGAGAACAGUCGUUUCAGUACCGCCCACUUCCUGCUGAUCUAGUUAAACCGAUAUGCUGAUAAAAAUUGUCCGGUUAAAGAGAUGUCAUUUCCGCCAAAUGUAGUCCGGUUAAACCGAUGUCCGGUUAAAAGGUGUCCGGAUAAGAAGGAGUCUAUACUUAGAAAUAAUAAUAUAAAGUAAAACAUGGCAAAUAUACAAAACUUCAUUGUUCAUUUCAUGUUGUUUUACAAUGCUUAGUUGUAUCUUUGACUAUCAAUAUAACUUCAGUAUCCAAUAGUCAAUGUUUGUAUCAAAGGUUGUAUCUAAGACUGUUUAUUUCUUUAGAUAAAUUGUUAUUCUUAUAUACAUAUGACAACUGAGAACUUUAAUGUAAUGCAGAGCGUCAAGGUUCUUUCCAGAGCUAUUAUGUUAUUAUUGUGCAUUGCCUUAAUCCAGAAAACCCACUUAUGUCAAGCAUUUGUUAGGUUUUUAAUUGUAUGUCCAUUUUUAAGAAUAUAUUGUAGUAUUUUUAUGUGUUAAAUUGUCCUCCUACUUAGUACCUAGACCGGUUAUUACAGCAGUUCAUUAAAACUCAUCAUCUGUACAGGUUAUAUAAAAAUGUAUGUAGUGUGGAUUUAUCAAUUUUACUGUAAUAUAUUUUAUUGAUAACAUGAGGUGGAUUUAUGUAUUGAGUCCACAUAAAAUCUUGAAUUAGGAUAAACCUACAAUAUAAAUUACAUAUCUCGCAUAAUCAAACUUAUAUAUUGAUUUUUAAAUGUUUGUUAAUUUUUAUACAAGUAGUAAAAAUAAAAAGGUAUGAACUG
Messenger RNA from Macrosteles quadrilineatus (aster leafhopper), 5129 nucleotides. Its product is annotated as gastrula zinc finger protein xLCGF3.1-like. The record is from RefSeq and is a predicted model, not a curated record. Gene Ontology annotation, cellular component: PcG protein complex; transcription regulator complex. Gene Ontology annotation, molecular function: RNA polymerase II cis-regulatory region sequence-specific DNA binding; DNA-binding transcription factor activity, RNA polymerase II-specific. NCBI's taxonomy places the organism in Eukaryota, Metazoa, Arthropoda, Insecta, Hemiptera, Cicadellidae. The coding region runs from base 278 to 1288 and encodes 336 amino acids. The transcript has a single exon. Gene Ontology annotation, biological process: regulation of transcription by RNA polymerase II.